Molecule: messenger RNA, 1098 nt
Organism: Phyllotreta striolata
Lineage: Eukaryota; Metazoa; Arthropoda; Insecta; Coleoptera; Chrysomelidae
Source: the annotation of a GenBank genome assembly
UUUGAAUAAAAUCUAUACUAGAACAACCCAAUUAGAAAAUACAAUAAUUUCUAACAUUUUCUACGGCAUUUCUAUUCUUGAAGAACAUGAAGCGUGAACUCCAACGUCCAUUGACUGUACGUCCCACGACACGAGGCCACAAAAACGAGAAGAAGAAUUUAUAACCUAUAAAAUUUUAAAGGUUAUGUUUCCAAUUUGUUUAUUUUUGCAAGAAUAAAAACCAUGCCAGUCGAUCACAAAAGGAUAAACGGUCCCGAAGACACCGUACCUUACUCUCUAUACACCAAAACGAAUAAGCAGUCUUUAACAGAACAAUAUGAAGAAAUCAGAAAAACGGGCCAACGGACCGAUUCUAGAGCCUUUUCGGAACACAGAAAAAUCUUUGUCAGAACGGGCGCAGUGAGCCAAGCGAAAGGCUCCGCCUACAUAGAACUAGACAACACCAAAGUAAUCGUAUCGGUUUUCGAUCCGAGAGAAAUCCCCAACCGGCCCGACUACUCUCUAAAAGGCGAACUGUACUGCGAAUUCAAAUUCGCCCCGUUCAGCUGCCACAAGAGACGUUUGCACGUGCAAGACGCCGAAGAGAAACAGCACAGCGCCAUCAUGAAACGAGCCCUGGAAUCGACGGUGUGCCUGCACGAAUUCCCCAAUUUCCAAGUGGACGUCUACGCAACGGUGCUGGAAAACGACGGGUCUUGCCUGAGCGCCGCCAUUACGGCGGCCGGUUUGGCUUUGGCACACGCCGGUGUGCCCAUGUACGAUAUCAUCACGUCGGUUACGAUGGGAAUCCAACGGGAUACUUUCUUCGUGGAUCCCACCGUAACCGAACAAAAUAUUUGUUUGUAUCCGAGGCCUUCGGAAUCGGACACCGAACACGGAAUCGUGGUUCUAUCGAAGUUGCAUACGCACGAUCAAGUGUCGCAAUUUUAUCAGUUCGGAAACGUUUCGUUGGAUAAAUUAAACGAAUCGAUUAGUAUUUUGGAUGAAACGUGCCGGGAACUCGUUCCGAUCGUUCAAAAGUAUUUGGUGAAACACGUCGUUAAGAAUCUGCAACGCAACACUUGAUGGGUUUUAUUUGAUUUUAAUUGGAUUAUUUGC